This is a messenger RNA of Pectinophora gossypiella (pink bollworm), 3878 nucleotides long. RefSeq lists its product as uncharacterized. The record is from RefSeq and is a predicted model, not a curated record. Lineage: Eukaryota; Metazoa; Arthropoda; Insecta; Lepidoptera; Gelechiidae. The transcript has 2 exons. The coding region runs from base 214 to 3804 and encodes 1196 amino acids.
AUUCUGUCAAAUGAAAAUUCCUUUCAUUUUCAUUCAGUUUUCAUUUCUUUCAUUCAUCGGCCUGAGAGGAGUAAUAGUGUUCUGUGCUGAGAGGCCUGAGAGAGGGCAGUUCAGGCGUAGUUAAUUUGAUAUUUCUGCACUUGUUCUCAGUCAAACGUAGUGAAAUAUUUGACUUUGUCUCAGUCAAGAUAAACGACUCCACGAUAAGCAAAAAUGAUACUAAUCGGGGAGACACUAGGCGCGAGACAAAAAUAUCUAAAUUUUCAAGUGAAUGACGCUGCAUCGAACAAUGUAUCCUUCCAAGAAAUUAAAGAAAACCCCGAAGAGAAUGAUGCGGACAAAUUGUUCAAGAUCGACUUAGCUGGUAAAUAUAAAAAUGUGGACUACAUCAUCGAAGUAUUGAAGUGUGCCGACAGUUUAUACAUCUCAAGGGCGCUGAAAUUCACUUUUCUUUACGACGAUGAAUUUGCAUCUAUCAUCAACCCAGCAAAUCUGCACGAUAAUAUACUCCCAUUUAUGUCGAGAAAAAUGAAGAAAAAGUUGCUAUCAACAAUUUCCAUGAACGUCAGGAAUGAGGAACGUGCUAAAGCCUUUCACCAGUACUGCAUUAAAGCCAAACUGCAAAAGAUUGCGUCCAAAUUUCUUAUUUUUACAUCGGGUGAAUAUAAAACCAGUUUUCUUGAAAAUGAUUUCAAUACUUUCCAGACUAAUUUUCAAGAAGAAAAUGAUAUUAAAUUUUUCAUCGGAAAUAAUACUACCUUAGCAGGUCUUUAUCUAGAAAAGAUUCACGAAAACCGAAGGCCCAGGGCGCUAUAUAUACUGCGAUACCUUUAUUUAAUCGAUCCUAAUCUUUACCUGAAUUGGGUGGAACAAUAUUGUCAAAAAAACCGUUUAAAUACUUUGGGGCUCAGAAUUUCUAAAGAUAUCAUGAAGAAUCACAAGAAUCGGGUUAUUGGAAAUUUUCCCAUGUAUUGUAAUGUUGUGAAUAAAAACAUGCUGGUUAAAUAUAUGUCAUCCGACGAUGCUAAAGUUUGUAUACCCACUCUUUUGCCAGAUACAGUAGAAAAGUUUUGGAAUAGUAACUUGGGAAAUAGUUACGAAUUCAUUAUCAAUUUGAUUCCUACUGAUGAAAGGUAUAUGUUUAUCAAAUCCAUGUUUGUUAAUAAAUAUCCAGGGAAAGCGUUUGAAAUGUCAUCUGAAUUUUACAACUCGAAGUAUUAUAGAUAUAUGUCCGUCGAGGAGAGAGAAACUUGGGCACUUCUUAAAUUAUCCAGGCAACACAUACCAGAUUAUAAAUUGUACAGAUUUGUAAAGUAUGACAAAGCUAUCAUUGAAAUCAAGAAACUCAUAUAUAAAACACCCAGUGCCGACAAACGAUCUGACAUCAUAAACGUUUUGGUUGAAUCUGCAAAUAAUCAACGCGAUUUGGAAAACCUUUUUAAAUAUUACUACGACAGACACGUGAAUGAGAGACAAACGUAUAAAGAACAAUUCUUAAAAAAAGUUAUUUACAAGCACAAGACGUUUGAGUUCGAUGAAAGUUGCUGGGCUGCCUUUGAAAAAUUUAUUGACAGUCUUGAUAUUUACAAUUCCGAGAAAGGCCUUAAUCACUAUCAAAAUAAUAUGUAUAGGUUGUAUUUACAAGUUUCUUUACUUUACUAUAUUAGCAAUGGCAAAGAAUUGACAGAGAGAUUAAAGAAUUAUGUUUAUUCAUAUGAAUUUUAUCUAAAAUCAAUAAAAGAACAUGUACAAGCAAUGGAUGAAGACAAAGCAAUCCUGGUUUAUCGUUAUUUGCUAGAAGAACAAGUAGAUAUACUCAAGCAAUUAGAAAGUAAACCGUACGAUUGUAAUAUUCAGGACCGUGCACGUAAUGUCAUAAACAAUAUUGAAGAUAUAACCGCAAUACUUGAGGAGAAGGAACCUGAUAUUGUGACAAAGUUUAAACAGCUUGAUUCCAAUUACUUUUUCCCAAAAAAAAUUUCACUAUCAGUGACCGAAAGUGAUUUAUUAAAGUUAUUGAAAAAAGAUCCCUCAUCGAUUAAGAAUAAUCUGGAAAAAAUUAAACACAGCAUCACCAAUUGGCCUUACAUAAAACUUAACGUAUUUCUAAAGAAGUUAAAAAUUUACUUCACAAAUGAUCUGGCUCAGGAUUAUUUAAAGUUUUUAAUAGAUAUACUGUCAACUGAGGAGUCAAGCAGCACAGAAAUUAUGGCGGCAGUAUUCGGUAUAUUCCAAUUAGCAGAUGAAACAUACAAAGCUGAGUUCAUGGCAGAGAAAGCUCCUUCUGAUGGUAAAAUUGAUCACAGCAGUAUAAACAGGAAUCUCUUGUAUACUCAGGGGGCCAUAUGCCGCUUUGCGGGUUAUUCGAGAAAGGAAGUACCUCAAUCUGAAUUGUUGAAGUACAUAAAGAGAGACUAUGUUAGUUAUUGUUUACCUCUUUUCAACAUGUAUCCGGCAAACUUUCCAUUGGCAACUUGUUUGAACUUCGUAGAAUCACUACUCGAUUCAGCUGUGUCUGUUCAGAAGCAUGCUUUGCGAUUAGCCUUUCAAUGUUUCAGUAUUGAAAACUUAAAGAAUCUUAUUCAGAAAAUUUGGAAAACGUCUAAAAAUAUAUCUUUACGUAUGGUUAUAUACACUUAUCUUUUCAAAGACAUUUUGGGGAGAGAUAACGAGAGUCAAUGUGAUAUGUUUGAUCUCUUGUUGGCUUUAACCCUGGAUUUGAAUAAAGACGAUCAUCCAGAUAUUAUAGAUGUAGUCACUACUCAAUAUAAUAGAUUACCAUGUACCGAACGCUUACGUGGUGCAUAUGUUGUAGCUGCUUGGAAAACACUCUCUCGAUUUUCGACUGCAAGUAACCCUGGAAUUAAAGAAAGAGCGAUACGCAAUAUUCAGGAGAACAUAAAUUUGAUAAAUAAAGAAAUAAUUCGAGAAAUUCUAGAUGACUAUUUCAACACAAUCUUCAAGAAAAAUUACAUAGCACCAGUACAAAAGGACGUAAAUACUAUUGAACAAGGUCAAGGCGAUGGGUCAGUGUGCGAUGACCGGGGAUCUAUAUUCGACCCGUUGAAUAUGCGGAAGUUUGAUCUUGCCGUAACGUAUAUUAAGGUUUAUAAUGACGAAGAAAACUUUAAAAGCAGUGCAGACUAUGUUAAUUUGGUUGUAAGUAAAUGUCUGGAAUAUUGGAAUGUAACAUUCGGAUACUCUUACUUAUACCGGGAUUAUUGUCGGCGCUUUAUAAAUGCUCUUGUCCUAGAAAGGUACUUACAUGGUAAAUCCUCUUACACUGGUAUGACCAAAAUAUUUGAAAACAUUUUACAUUUACUACAACAGUCUUUACCUUUACAUAAAAUUUAUAUAAUUACAUGGAGUCUUCGUCUUGUAAUAAAUGGUAACAAAAUAUUAGUGAAAUGCAUAGAAAACAAGGACAAAGGUCGUAUUGAAGUAGCCAAAGAAUUUGCUAAAGAAUACGCCAUUGCAAUAAAUGAAGCGGUGACAGAAUAUGUACAGACAGAUACAUUCAUCUGGUUGAUGGUGAACGAAAUGGUUAAUGAAAUUCAGAAGGUAACUAAUGAAAUUGUCAAUGAAUUAUAUUACCCGUUUAUUCGGAAUGAGUUGCCUGCUGAAUAUCUACAAACAUACAUAGCUUUGGAAUUGUCUGCAGUCAAUACUAAUAAAACUAUAGCUGCUGUAUUUGCACUUAAACUCGUAAGGGGUAAAAUGAAAGAGGCAGAAGCCGUCUAUAAGAAUCUUAAGGCAAUGGAUGACAUCACCAUCCAAACUUUGUUGUAUAUAAAUAAUAAAUAAUCUGUAUAAGAAUAAAUAUUAUUACUGACUUGUGAUAAGUAAAAGGUUUUACAAUAAAAUAUAAUUUACGAUUA